This is a messenger RNA of Calidris pugnax (ruff), 3102 nucleotides long. It is a transcript of the gene SBDS, whose product is annotated as Shwachman-Bodian-Diamond syndrome. The record is from RefSeq and is a predicted model, not a curated record. The transcript is spliced from 5 exons. The coding region runs from base 47 to 799 and encodes 250 amino acids. Gene Ontology annotation, biological process: ribosome biogenesis; cytosolic ribosome assembly. Lineage: Eukaryota; Metazoa; Chordata; Aves; Charadriiformes; Scolopacidae.
CCCGUCCCCGCGCGCAGCCGGCGGUGGGGAAGGAGCGGCGGCCGCCAUGUCCAUCUUCACCCCCACCAACCAGAUCCGCCUCACCAACGUGGCCGUGGUGCGGGCGCGGCGCGGCGGCAAGCGCUUCGAGAUCGCCUGCUACCGCAACAAGGUCAUGGGGUGGCGCAGCGGAGCGGAGAAAGAUCUCGACGAGGUCCUGCAGACGCACACGGUGUUUGUCAAUGUCUCCAAAGGCCAGGUGGCGAAGAAGGAAGAUCUUGUUAAAGCAUUUGGAACAGAUGACCAAACUGAGAUCUGUAAGAUGAUUUUAUCAAAAGGGGAGCUGCAGGUAUCGGACAAAGAACGCCACACACAGCUGGAGCAGAUGUUUAGAGACAUCGCGACUAUUGUGGCUGACAAAUGUGUGAAUCCUGAAACAAAGAGGCCAUACACCGUGAUCCUCAUCGAGAGAGCCAUGAAGGAUAUUCACUACUCUGUCAAACCCCACAAGAGCACGAAGCAGCAGGCGCUGGAAGUGAUCAGACAAUUAAAGGAGACCAUGCAAAUUGAACGUGCUCACAUGAGGCUGCGAUUUAUUCUUCCAGCAAAGGAGGGAAAGAAACUGAAAGAGAAGCUCAAACCACUGAUUAAAGUUAUUGAGAACGAAGACUUCCAUGAACAGUUGGAAAUUGUGUGCCUUAUCGACCCAGGCUGCUUCAGAGAGAUCGAUGAGCUGAUCCGGAGUGAGACGAAAGGGAAGGGAACGCUGGAAGUGCUCAGUCUGAAGGACGUGGAGGAAGGAGAUGAAAAGCUUGAAUAGCGACAAGCUUCCCGGGGCCAUUCUACUUUCACUAAACAUCCUCCGAAAUGACUGGCAUUUGCCACUCUCUUCUGUUAGGCCUUUGUGCUUUUUCCAAUCUCUUGCUGCCAAAUAUUUUCUGACACUAAUCCUUCGGGAUUUUUUUCCAUGCAGUGUGGUGUUUUUUUAUCAUUUGACACUUGCUUGGUUUACAAAUGGGUUUGCCUGUAGGAGCGUUUUGUGUCAGAGUUGCACUAAUGAGGAUUGAGCUAAGCCUCGAUGUGGGAGUUCCUGGAGCUUGGGUUCAGUUUAAGGGUCGCUGUUGAAGAGUGUUUGAGUGAUGGUGCCAAUGGGUUUUGCUCUGGGUGGUCAGUGUUGAGUGGAAGAUUCCAUGAUAGGUCACUGAGGGGUGAGUUUUGUAUGUGAGGAGAGGAGCUUAAAGAAGAGGGAGCUGUGUUUUCACUUCUGAGCAGGUGCAAAAUGCAGAUGGUGUCUAAAGUGAUCUCUUGGCAGCAUGAAAACUGACUUAGACUCCCAUAAUUGGCUGCUUGAUAAUUAGAGUACUUUAAAGGACCAUUCUUAGAGAUUUCCUUCACUGGAUAUAGCAGCACUUGCUAACUUAGAAAAAAUGUUCUCCAAAUAACUUAUUCGUAAAAUAUAUUUAGCUACAUUAAUACAAAUAAACGAUCAUCUAUUUAUAUAUUACAGAUGCAGAAAAGAAAUAAAAUAAUUAUUUUUGUUAAUAGCAUAGGAGGUCUCUCCGGCCGCGGCGAUGCUGUGUGGGCUGAAGGGGUGGUGGGUGCUUGUCAGCUGUUCUCCUUCACGUGAUAAAGUGGGUCUGGAAGGGUCGGUGGUGGCCUCGGGCCUUUGUUGGGCCCUAAUUCCCUGGCGGUGACUGUUUAUGCUUCAAGACCCUUUGCUCUUCAGUGCGGUAGAGAACAAUUCUGGCAGCUGUCCUUUACCCUCUGGGCUUUUUUCUGCUGCUUUCUAAUACACGCGCAGAAUUUCCAGCCAGCUCCUGGGGCGCAGCGUGCAGUUCUUGAUAACUCUGUUACAUCUCGUUCCGGCUGCGUUAAACAAAUGCUUUUUAAAUUGAACUUGUGUGUUUGAAAGAAGAGGGGAAGAGAGGACAACAACUGGAGGAGGAGAUAGUAAAAAUGCAAACCACCAGGGAAAGUGUAUAUCCUUGGGUGACUGAAAGCUAAAUCAGCAGGAAUUAGGGAGCAAAAGCUCCUUAAUUACGUAUGAAGGUAACGUUAAUUAUUAUAACAAGUAUUACAUCCCUGUUUCCGUGCCGAUAGCGGGCAGCAAGUCAGGAGCUGCAGCCUGGCCGAGGCCUCUCCCGAUGCCCACGGGUUGUGUUCAUUGUUUGCUGUUAGAGCGUGUGACUGCCCGUUAGAUGACAAUUAAACAGCCCUGGGUUGGACUCUGAUGUGACCUUUCUCUUUGUCCCAUUAACACACGGUGAAUUUUCUAGAAUUUACACAGGGAGUUGGAGGCAGCCAGAGAGGGAGAGGUUUGUCCUGUGGGGUGCCUGGUCCUUAGUCACCAGCUGCCUCUUAGGAGCUGAUUUCUGCCCCGGGCUGUUGACACAAGCGUGUGCCAGGUUGGCUGAAAUGUCUUUAGUAAUAUUUGGGAAGGACUUGCACUGCAGAGUCUGAGUUUUGCUGAGGACCAGUGAAACGGAGAUUCUUGAAGUAUUUUAUCCAACUUGAAAUGCUUUCUCUUGCCCCAGGGCAAUCUUCCGUGGCGUUUGAAGGCUGCCUAAUCAGGUUUAGUGGCAGAAUGAGAUACUUGCUGUGUGGCUGCAGCCCCAACGUGGAGAUCUCUGUGUGUGUGGACAGACUGGCCAACGCCUCCUGUGCACGGGCCCUUGUCUUUCAGACAGGCCUCUCUCCGUGCGCUCUUUGAGAAGCGCUACAGAUGAUAAUGUUAAUAUUUACCUUGUCACUGGCCAUUAGCCCUAACGAGCAACUCAUAAGUCUGCAAAUGAGACACUGAGUAAGAGCCUCAGCUGAUACUGGGCUGGUAACACUUGAUUCCACAAUCCUUUAAUUUCUUUGUUUUCUUUAUUCAACACCCAGAGCACAACAGGGCUGCUUGAGUCCCGGAAACAAUCUGAGCUGAUACACGAGCUUGGUGCUAGGAAGGCAAUUUCCUUAAUAAAGUCUUUCUCUGUGAAUCAAAUGUUAAAAGAUUUUUCUCUGGUAGAGAGAGUUUGGUUUAAUUUAUCAACAAAUAAAUGUACGUGCUUGCCUUUCUUGUCAUAUUUGUAGUUCAGCAAGAACGUAUGGGAAGCAUCAAAAUAAAUACCAGUGUUGGUA